AUGUAUAGAUUUACAAAUCAUUUAACAAAUCCUAAUUUAGUUUUGGUUAGAAAACAAAUAGGGGAUGGAUCAUGUGCUGCAUUGAUAGUAAUGCGAGCCCCACGGCGCCGGUAUGCUAAGUUUGAACAGGAGAACAGCCCACCGAAUAAAGAGAAACCAAAGUCUCGAAAAUUGUUCUGGGGAACUGUCGGUGCAACUGUUUUGACUGGCGCAGCUGUUGUAUACGCUAAAUCUAGUCCUGAGGCACGCAAUUGGUUAGAAUCUAACGCACCCUGGGCUAAUGACUUUGUGGCUUUAGUGUACCAAGAAAAUACUUCAUAUUGGAAGUUUACCUUGAACCAGUUUAAUAAAGCUACUACAAGUAUUAGCAACUUUAUGUUUGGAAAGGAAGGCGUUUCUCCACUCGAAUUCCCACAAAGAUCAGAACAAAAUUUAGAAAAAGAUGCUAAGAAAUUCUUCGAUAAGAAGACCUAUGAAUCUACAGAUAAAAAAACUGUUCAGGACAAAUCUAAGGGCAAAGUACCCCCGCCCACAUUCGAACCGUUGUACGUUGAAGAGAAGAAGCUGGAGACACCCGAAGUUGAAACACCAGCUAUUCUCGUCCAAACUGAGAAAUGUGAUCCUGAAAGUCCGGCUCCCAUAAGAAUAACCAAGGACAUGGUGGAGCUAGAACACGAUAUGCAUGUAAACACCAAAAUAGCAAUCGAUAACUAUAAGAAAGCAACACAACAUUGUGCUGAUUAUAAUAAAGCGUUGUAUAAGAUAAUAGAAUCUCCCAUCGACGACUUGGAUAAAAAGCACUUUUCAUCUCUUCAAGGCGCAAACCUUGAGAGAGAUUCAACCAUAAAGAAGGCUCAAGAAGCUGCAUCUAAGGCAAAAUUGGCUAUUGAAACCCUGGACCGUAUGAUAAAAGCUGGAGUUCAAGCGCCACCAGAAAGCGUAGCAGCGACUAACAGAUAUAUAAAGCAGUUUAGAGCAGAUCUAAGUGAAGCAGAAACAGCAUAUAAAGAAUGCUUGGAGAAAGCCGUACUGAGUGACAAGUAUUGGAAUAAGGUUGAGGCAGCUCGUAUGGCGUAUAAAGAGGAACUGCAAAUGCUAUUCCCAGGCAUCGACCUGAAUGCUAGACAGCUAGAUGUACGAGGCGAUACUGAUAUACUGCUUAUGUAUACAUUGAAACAGAUCCAAUAUCUACAGAAUGAAAUAGCCGAAUUACAAACGCUAAGGGAAUUGAAAAUUAAUAGAGCUAUUGAAUGUCAUGAUGAAAAGGCCAUCAUUGAAGCUAAAGUGGAAGACACGUUGAAAAGGGAGAGGCAAGAAAAAGAAAGAGAAUUUCAGUUAAAGAGUCUACGAAUUCAAGCGGAAGCCAAUAGAAAACUGAAAGACCAACUGAAGAAACAGUUUGAGAUCCAACAAGAAGUGAUGCAGGAGAAACUCGCUAGGAAGGAAAUGGAGGUGUUGGGUAAAUUCAGUCGGUCUGUUUCUGAGCAAGUGGAACAAGAGCGAGUGGCAUUCAAGAAGGAGUUGGCAGCGAUGGCAGGGAAACUGAAGGCCAUUGAACAGACACUCAAAUCGAGAACCAAAGCAGAGGCAGAAGCACGUAGGUCCCAGUCUCUUUGGGCGGCGGCGGAGGCGCUUCACGCGGCCACCAGGUGUGAGAGCUCGGAAGCUAAGCUGGAGAAAGAGAUCAAGGCUCUGGAAAUUGCUGGCAAAGAUGACAAGUUAGUGCAAACUGUACUAAACGGUAUUCCACAAGAGGUGCGUGAGAAGGGAAUACUCACCGAGAAGACUCUACGGGAAAGAUUUGAUAGGUUGGAAAAGACCGCAGUGAAAGUGGCUCUGAUAGGGCGCGACGGAGCUUCGUUGCCAGUAUACUUUCUUUCGUGGUUGCAAUCUAAAUUACUGUUCCAAAAGUUCGCUGAAAUUCCCAAAGACGAGUUAGACAAUCAGCCCACGGACUUCACUGCGUUAGACACCUUUGAUAUAAUUCAGAGGGCGAGAUACCAUAUGGAUCAUGGGAAUUUAGCAUCUGCCCUCCGAUAUAUAAACUUAUUGCAAGGAGCUCCUCGAGCCGCAGCAAAGGCUUGGUCGGACGCGGCGAGACGCCAUCUUGAAAUCAAACAAGCAGCGGAAGCAGUAAUGGCGCACGCUUCCCAACGCCACCAGCCUAUAGAUAGAUACGUCGCAUCUCUGCAUCAGUACAGCCCAUCACAAUACAAGGUUCAAGUCCGAGAGAAAUGUCCUCAAAAACCGACACCCCCACCGCCGAAACCAAAAGACGAUAGCGCUUUCUGGGGAGCUAUGGCAGUUUUGUUUUUGGCAGGCGGAUUCGUUGUUAUUGCUAAACGUUCACCUGAAAUUCGGGACUGGCUGACCAUCCAUGCGCCAUGGUUCGACGACAUUAUAGCCAUUGCGUAUGAAGAAAACCUGACUUACGGAGAGUUUGCGAAGAAACGUGUAAAUGAUAUUAAGAAUUACUUCAACACUUUAAAAAAGGCAGGUGAACCGACAUCAUGUUCUCUGGACAUUGAGCCGAAACCUAUCUUAUCCACGUCAACGGAAUGUGAAGUGUGUCAAAAAGGUGAAGCUAUCGAGCCGGAGCCACCAUGCGAAGAGACACCGUCUAAUGUAGUUUCGAAAACUGUGUGCGAAAUUGUUGAACGUCUCAAGGACCGUGGUGAAGAAGCUCUAAGCAAUUACUGUACCGUGAUCACAGCGUGUACUCUUUAUAAUCAGAUUGUAACGGAUACUAUGCACCAUUUUUCGAUUUCAACACUAAAAGAGUUGCAUGGUCACAUGGCCGAGCGAUUGAAAUUAAUUAGUGAACACAUUCCACAAGCUGAAGAGGCUACUGCGGCUAUUGAGAGUUUGACCCGUUAUUUGGAAUGUGGAGUAACAGGACCUAAAGAGGAUAUCGAAAGUGCCAAACAGCUUAUGAGCGAUUAUCUUCAGAAAAUAAAGGCAUUCGUUAUUCAGUAUCAGGUGGAGAACGCUAAAUCUGUUGCCUUGGAUAGCCAGUGGCAGAAAGUAGAAUCACUAGUAAAUAAAUAUUAUAAAGAGAAUGAGACGAUGUUUCCUGAAUUAAAGUACGAAGAGAAUAAGUUACAAGUCAGUGGUGAUAUGGACUUGGUUCUCUACCACACUAGUAGAUAUGUAGGU
Messenger RNA from Brenthis ino (lesser marbled fritillary), 3156 nucleotides. The record is from the annotation of a GenBank genome assembly. NCBI's taxonomy places the organism in Eukaryota, Metazoa, Arthropoda, Insecta, Lepidoptera, Nymphalidae.